AUUCUGAUUACUGCAAAAUUUUAUAACUCUGUAAAUGUUAUUUUUCGUCAUAUCUACUUGCGGACGCAGCAUGAAAUCGGCAGCUAUUGCGCCAAUGCUUCUGGUUCGCGUACAACAAAAAGUCCACCGCCCGCGCAUCAGCAAGCCUCGCCCAUAACACCGAGUGAAUCCAGCUUCCCGGUUGGUGGCAUUCGCGGUGUUCCAGCACGUGAUUCGUUUAUCAUCUACCAGCACAUAUUACGCAAUCAACAGGAAACUAUCAAUGCUUCUUUGCGUGGUGAGUUCGACGAAAAAAUACUCGCUGGUAGUCCACCAUUGGAAUUGCGACGACCGGGUAGCGUGCCACGUACGAUCGCUGUGCCGCAUGGACUGCAAAGUCCACAAGACCGUGCCACAGAUUCGCCACAAGUUGCUCAAGUAUAUGUACACAACACCCGCAUACCACAUCCGCAUUACACUGAGCGCGCAUUCUACGAGGCGGGUCGCCAAUUGCCGGUCGAACCACCACCAGCUCAUCGUUCAGCUGCAGCGCAUAGUGUUGUGGCGCAACCACCGCCGGUCGCCGUGCCACCACCAGUCGCGGGAGCAGCCAGCCCAUUCAUUGGCGGGGCGCCUACGACGGUACAGCCAGCGUCAGCGGCAACAGCAGUGGUAAACACUACAACUGGUGGCGGCAAUCUUAAUGUACAACCACCACCAGCUGCGGUAGCACAUCUGCAUUCCGCACAACGGAUUGAGCAGGAACGCGAGCAGCGCGAACGAGAGCAACAGCAACUGCAACGUGAAAAAGAACGAAUUGCAAUUACAACCUCCACCGCAGAUACUUUGUCUUCUGCUGCUGGUCAACAAACCACAACUCAAACGAGAAGUCUGCAAGUAGCGACACCAUCCCAUGCCAAUCCACAAGUGACACAACCGCCACCAGCUGACUCACUGCUCACACUCCUGCAACGCUAUCCAGUCAUGUGGCAGGGUCUUUUGGCACUCAAGACCGAUCAGGCAGCAGUACAGAUGCAUUUCGUGUUCGGUAACCCUCAUGUGGCGCGUGCCUCGUUGCCCUGCAACCGCGACGGUAGUACACCGCCGCUGCGUAUAGCUCAACGCAUGCGGCUGGAGCAGACACAACUAGAGGGAGUGACCAAGAAGAUGCAGUUUGAAAACGAGCAUUGCAUGCUCUUGGCGCUACCUUGUGGCCGCGACCAUGCGGAUGUUUUGCAGCAGUCGCGGAACUUACAAACUGGCUUCAUCACCUACUUGCAACAGAAAAUGGCUGCAGGCAUAGUAAACAUACCGAUGCCCGGCAGUGAGCAAGCAGCCUAUGUUGUGCAUAUAUUCCCAUCGUGUGACUUUGCCAAUGAGAACUUGGAGCGAGCGGCACCUGAUUUAAAGAAUCGAGUAGCAGAAAUCGCACAUUUGCUGAUAGUAAUAGCAACUGUCUAAAUGCAAAAUGAGGUGUAAGUACCUAAAGCACCACUAAUGAGUAAAGGUUCAAAUGCGCAUUGCAUUUCAAUGCUCUGGAGCGUAAAAGCGGGGCUGUGCAAUUGCUUAAUCCGGAUUUUAAACACCAAAAUUACUAGUAUCACACUAGUAUAUACAAACUGGCAUAUAUAUAUAUAUACUGACGCGAACAAAGAAGUAAAUUUGUAACAAAUUUCAUUACAUGGAAUGUGACUACAUAAAACAAUAAAGAAAUCUGCCUCUAAAGAAAAAGUAAUAAGUAAAGAUAGGCGCAAAACUGCUGGCACAUAGGAAGAUAUUUAAAAGGGAAAUAUAACUACAUACAAACGUUAUGGAGGAACGAAUGUAAUUUAUUUUAAUUAAAUGUUUAAAGGAUUCUAGCAAUUAAGUUCUUUUCGAGAAAAUAACAUACAAAAAAAAACAUACAAAAAGUGUAGCCCAGAAAUCUAAUAAGUCGUUAACAGACACCCAAUAAGCAAAUUCGCUAAAAGCAUAAAUCAGAUGAAAACCAAAACUUUAAAUAAGAAAAUAAAAGGGAUACAAAAAACACAAAAUACUAAACAAAACAAGUCUUAAAUGUAAGAGGCGUUAAUGAGUGUUAAUUUGAAAAAAUCUAUACAGAAAAAGAGAAACCCGCGCCCCUGACAUAUAGUCAAAUAGGCACAGUAAACUGAACUAAAACCGAUAUUGAAUUGAAGCAAGCAAAAAAGUAAAUAGGGAAAAACUA
This is a messenger RNA of Rhagoletis zephyria (snowberry fruit fly), 2185 nucleotides long. RefSeq names its product protein split ends-like. NCBI's taxonomy places the organism in Eukaryota, Metazoa, Arthropoda, Insecta, Diptera, Tephritidae. The record is from RefSeq and is a predicted model, not a curated record.